GAGGUUUUAGGUUGUGUACCCUUCACAAUAAGAGCUCUCUAUAAAGUUGCUUGCUGCAACAACAUCAGCUAAUUAAAACUCCAACCAAACACUAUGUUGGAGGGACAUCAAGUUUUUGGCUUUGGCUUUGUUGUAGUUGGUUUGUGGCACUUGUUCAACAACGUGAAGCUCCAUGCACUUUGUUCCAAGUCCUUCACAUCAACCCUAUGGUUUCCCUCCACAAAGUCAAGAUAUUUGGAGCUCUACUUUGUCAUGGCAAGCAGCACAACCUUCAUCUCCUUGGAGCUCUUCAUUUCACCAGCUCAUCACCAACCAUUUGGCCCUGAUGGAACCAUUCCCACCAACCAUCUCCACAACUUUGAACACUCCUCCAUGGCCAUGUCCUUCUUGGUGUAUGCCUUCUUUGCCCUAAUUCUUGAUGCAAAAUGCUCCAAACCUCAACAUGAGUUAACUCAUCUCUUAGGAGCCUUAGCUUUUGCACAAGAAUACCUCCUCAUCCACUUUCACUCCGCAAAUCACAUUGGACCAGAAAACCAAUACCACUACUUCUUGCAACUUCUGAUUCUUGUUUCUAUUAUCACAACCCUCAUGGGAAUUGGCUACCCUAAGAGCUUCUUGGUCAGCUUUGUUCGUUCUGUGAACAUAGUUUUCCUCGGUGUGUGGCUUAUAGUCACAGGGAUUCUGCUUUAUACACCAGGGUUUCAAUCCAAAGGGUGCGUCACGCACCUCAAAGAAUAUAAGGUCACAUGCAGUGAUGAUAAGGCCCGUCAUCGUGCUGUUGCUCUGGUGAACAUUCAAUUCAGUUGGCUAUUGAUUGGAAUUACCAUUUUCGCGAUGUCUUUCUACUUGGUUUUGGUUAGAAUAUAUGGUGAAAAUGUGGAGUAUGUUUCGUUGAGCAAGGAGGAAUAUUACCUUGAAGAAGAUGAGUCAAACACUGACAUUGAAUGCCAGAAGAAAAGCAUACAGGGGAAAGUUUAAAACACAUUGAGAACAGUAAGCACACCAAAUCACAAUAGCACAUGGUUUUGCCCCAAAGCUAAAAAAUUUCAUAUUUAAUUUCUCGUAUUUGACCCUUUGUUGUUACUUUUUUUAAAUGAUCUGGGGUUGCAGGUUUGAUGUAUAAAAAAAUGGUUGUCCUCCAUUCCUUCUGUAAUAAUAUUUUAGCAGGCUUGGCUUUUUCUGA
Vigna angularis (adzuki bean) is the source of this 1183-nucleotide messenger RNA. RefSeq lists its product as uncharacterized. Lineage: Eukaryota; Viridiplantae; Streptophyta; Magnoliopsida; Fabales; Fabaceae. The transcript has 3 exons. The coding region runs from base 94 to 978 and encodes 294 amino acids. The record is from RefSeq and is a predicted model, not a curated record.